GUGACGUCCUUAAACCUCUUGUCGUCCUUCAUCCUCUACGUUUGACAGUAACAGGUGAGUUUUAUUGAUUCAUUGUUACAUUUGUAAUGAUUCAUUAGUACAUGUAAGGCAUGAACAAAACUCAUUGAACUUCUCAGAGCUGGUCAGGAAAAUCCAUCAUAUACAAAUAGACUGUGGCAUUUACAAUUACACAGAUCAUUCACAUCAUCCUCCAUCAUUUAUAAAUAUAAUAAUAAAUAAAAUAAGACCCAACAUUAAGAUGAUGAGCAACAUGAAUCCAACAACAUCACAAUCACAGUGUUUUCACUCAGAACCUCUCUCUCCAUCAGAUAAAGCCCAGUGUGUCCUCACAGCGUCUCCAUCUUGGCUGAGUCCUGGAGCCUCAGUAGCUCUGAGCUGUGAGGUUGAGCCUCCAUCUGCAGGAUGGAGGUUCUACUGGUACCAGACUGUUCCUGAUGGCUCACACAGCUCCUACAGAUAUGAGCUGCUACCUGGUAGUGAGCAUGGGACUGAACAGGGCUCCUACAUGCUUGAUGGACACACACACACAGCAGGAUAUGUGUGUAGAGCUGCAAGAGGAGAACCAGUGUAUUACACUGACUACAGCAAAGCAGCAUUCGUCUGGUCCGGAGAUGUUGAUCCGUCAGCGUCUCUCACAGUGAGUCCUGACACAGUUCAACACUUCACCCGUGACUCCGUGUCACUGAGCUGUGAGGGAAACUCUACUGAGUGGAGAGUCAGGAGGUUUCCUGAAGGAGGCUUCCUGUCAUCCUGCUCCAACUGGACAACAUCUGGAUCCAGAUGUGACAUCAUCACAUCACAGUCUGGUUCUGCAGUGUUCUGGUGUGAGUCUGGAUCAGGACACUUCAGUAACUCAGUCAACAUCACUGUUCAUGAUGCAGGUUUGAUCCUGAUGAGUCCUGUCCGUCCUGUGACUGAGGGACUCUCUGUGAGUCUGAGCUGUAAGUUGAAGACAGGACAAAAAGCUUCCAGUGUGUUUUUCUAUCACAAUGAGCAACUGAUCCAAAACGACAGCAGAGUAGAGCUGAACAUCUCUGCAGUGUCAAAGUCACAUGAAGGUUUCUACAAGUGUUGGUACCAAGGAACAGAGUCUCCACAGAGCUGGAUGGCAGUGAACGUCUUGAAGUCAAGAAACGGAAACUCUUCAUUUCCUGUGAUGUUGGUUGUUGGACUGGUUUGUGGAGCCGGUCUGCUUCUUCUUCUUCUGCUCCUUUUAUGCCGUUUCAGACGGUCCAAGGGUGAGAUGAUCUUCUUCUCUUACUGGAAUAACUGUAGCAGGGUACAGGAGUUCACAACAAUGCCAACUCAGUCAGGAACCUUAUGGACCUCCAACACAACUCCCAGUGUCAACCAGAAUCAAAACCAGCCUGAGGCUCGUAUCUAUGAAUCUGUGAAUGACUCUGAAAACACUGGAAAAGAUGUUUCAGAUGUCACAUAUUCUGUCAUUGAACUGAAAUCAUUUGAAAAGAACAGAAGGCAGCAUAAACCAGCAGAGAGCUCAGUCUACUCUGACCUGAAGAUACGACCUGCAGAUGUUUGUUCUGUGUCAGACGAUGCUCUGCUCUACGCCCAGGUCAAACACAACAAGGACAGGAGAAAGAGGGUCAAAGGAAAACCUUCUGCUGCAGCCACUGAUGAACCUGUUUUGUCUCAGGUCAAACCUGGAACAUCUUUUGGCUACGAUGCACCCAUUUAGCUGAGUGUGACCACUUAUUCUGCAGAUGUGAUUCAUUAGUAGAACUUAUUUAAAGUAAAGUACAGUAGUUGAAUAACAAAUUGUUAGAUCUCUGAUGAGUCCAUGUUGUUGUUUUCCUUCUAUUCUGUAAAUAAAACCAAAUGUUUACAGUGUAAUUUAUAAACCAAAACACAAACAACCAUUUGCUAUACAAAACAUGAACUGUACAUAUUUUUUAAAUUCAUUAACUGCAGGAUGUUUCAACAACUAUGAGCUAAUUAAUGCACAAUGUUGAGCUUCCCAACAGAAGUGAUGCUGCAGCUUUAAUGCAACAAUCAUUGAUUUACUAAAAUUUUUACUGUGAGCAGUAAGUUUACUGUAACAUCCUCUUUUUUAGUGUUCUUAUAAUGUGUUUAUUAAACUUCAAUAUGAAACUUU
This is a messenger RNA of Betta splendens (Siamese fighting fish), 2134 nucleotides long. RefSeq lists its product as uncharacterized. Gene Ontology annotation, molecular function: transmembrane signaling receptor activity. The transcript has 10 exons. Lineage: Eukaryota; Metazoa; Chordata; Actinopteri; Anabantiformes; Osphronemidae. Bases 260 to 1717 code for a protein of 485 amino acids. Gene Ontology annotation, biological process: cell surface receptor signaling pathway. The record is from RefSeq and is a predicted model, not a curated record.